This is a messenger RNA of Anoplopoma fimbria (sablefish), 1038 nucleotides long. Its product is annotated as green-sensitive opsin. Gene Ontology annotation, molecular function: G protein-coupled receptor activity. Gene Ontology annotation, biological process: G protein-coupled receptor signaling pathway; visual perception; phototransduction. NCBI's taxonomy places the organism in Eukaryota, Metazoa, Chordata, Actinopteri, Perciformes, Anoplopomatidae. The transcript has 5 exons. Bases 1 to 1038 code for a protein of 345 amino acids. The record is from RefSeq and is a predicted model, not a curated record. Gene Ontology annotation, cellular component: photoreceptor outer segment; membrane.
AUGGAGAAUGGCACAGAGGGCAAGAACUUCUACAUCCCCAUGAACAACCGGACGGGGCUUGUGAGGAGUCCUUUUGAGUACCCACAGUAUUAUUUGGCAGAGCCAUGGCAAUUCAAAAUACUGGCUCUCUACAUGUUCUUCCUGAUGGGCACUGGCUUUCCCAUCAACUUCCUUACACUGUUCGUCACAGCUCAGAACAAGAAGCUCCGGCAACCUCUCAACUUCAUCCUGGUCAACUUGGCUGUGGCUGGACUGAUCAUGGUCAGCUUUGGAUUCACAGUCACCUUUUAUACUUCCCUCAAUGGCUAUUUCUCCUUGGGAACCACGGGCUGUGCUAUUGAGGGGUUCAUGGCUACACUUGGAGGUCAAGUUGCUCUGUGGUCUCUCGUGGUUCUAGCUAUUGAGAGAUACAUUGUGGUCUGCAAACCAAUGGGUAGUUUCAAAUUUACAUCCACCCACGCUGCAACAGGUUGUGCAUUCACCUGGAUCAUGGCUGCCUCCUGUGCUGUCCCUCCUCUUGUUGGCUGGUCAAGGUACAUUCCUGAGGGUAUUCAGGUUUCUUGCGGACCAGACUACUACACCAUGGCCCCAGGCUUCAACAAUGAAUCAUACGUCAUUUACAUGUUCACCUGCCACUUUUGUGUUCCUGUCUUCACCAUCUUCUUCACUUAUGGAAAUUUAGUAUGCACAGUGAAGGCGGCCGCAGCCCAGCAGCAGGACUCUGAAUCUACCCAAAAGGCUGAGAGGGAAGUGACACGUAUGUGCAUCCUGAUGGUGUUGGGCUUCCUGGUGGCCUGGACUCCAUAUGCUAGCUUUGCUGCAUGGAUCUUCUUCAACAAGGGAGCAGCAUUCUCAGCAGCAUCCAUGGCUAUCCCUGCCUUCUUCUCAAAGAGCUCAGCAUUGUUCAAUCCUAUCAUCUAUGUUUUGCUGAACAAACAGUUCCGUAACUGCAUGCUGAGCACUAUUGGAAUGGGAGGCAUGGUGGAUGAUGAGACCUCAGUAUCAGCCAGCAAGACAGAAGUGUCCUCUGUUUCCUAA